Molecule: messenger RNA, 1827 nt
Organism: Hordeum vulgare subsp. vulgare (domesticated barley)
Lineage: Eukaryota; Viridiplantae; Streptophyta; Magnoliopsida; Poales; Poaceae
Product: UPF0481 protein At3g47200-like
Exons: 2
Coding region: 184-1557 (457 amino acids)
Source: RefSeq, a predicted model, not a curated record
AAUAUGCAUCCAUAGGCAUUAGGCAACGUCAUUUUCCCUAGCAUCAUCCUUUCUCUACAUAUAUAGCUAGCCCAUAGCUGACACCUUCCCUUCAUCGGCAUGCAUAUGUAUGCGUAGAUCACCUACCAUAGUUGGAGUACGUACUACCAUCCAGGGUCUAGGUAUAAUAGCCUAUAGCGAUCGAUGACAUCGAUCGAAGUGGCGGUGGCCGGCGGCAGUGGCAAGAGGACAUGGGUGUCGGACGUGGAGAAGAGGCUGAAUGAGGCGGACAAGUUGGUGGAAGUGUCGCAGUGGGAACGGCACUGCAUCUACCGCGUGCCGGCGUGCAUCAAGGACAUCAAGAGCAAGGCGUACCAGCCGCAGGUGGUGUCGCUGGGCCCGUUCCACCACGGCGACCCCAACCUGGUGCCCAUGGAGGAGCACAAGCGCCGGGCUCUGCGCCACCUGCUCCGGCGCGCUGGCCGGCCUCUCGACGGCUUCGUCGCCGCCGUCGAGGACAUCGCGGAGCAGCUGGAGAGCGCGUACAUGGACCUCGGCGGCGAGUGGCGCGCCGGCAUCGAUGGCAAGGGCAGGGAGCGGUUCCUGGAGAUGAUGAUCGUCGACGGCUGCUUCCUGCUGGAGGUGAUGAGGAGGACAGCCGCCGGGAACUCGAAGCAGGUCGACGACUACGCCGGCAACGACCCCAUCUUCAGCCGCCACGGGAUACUCUACAUGGUGCCCUACAUCAAGCGAGACAUGCUCAUGCUCGAGAACCAGCUGCCGCUGCUCGUGCUCCAGAGGCUCGUCGCCGUAGAGACGGGAAAGCCCCCGAACGACGACUUCAUCAACAGAAUGGUGCUAAGGUUUCUGGCCCCAUUUUCACGGCCGCUGCAACCAGGCGGUCGCCUAGGACUCCACCCACUCGACGUCUUUCGCCGGAGCAUGCUCUUCGGCGAAUACCAGAAGAUCCGGAGCUCGGAGGACAACACGCAGGACAACGACAUCAUCCGGUCGGCGGUGGAGCUCUACGAAGCCGGGAUCCAGUUCAAGACGAGCAAGUCAAGCAGCCUGCACAACAUCCGCUUCAAGCACGGCGUGCUGAGCAUGCCGACGGUGCCCGUGGACGACUCCACCGAGUACAUGUUCCUCAACAUGAUGGCGUUCGAGCGGCUGCACGUCGGCGCCGGGAACGACGUGACGGCCUACGUCUUCUUCAUGGACAACAUCAUCGACUCGGCCAAGGACGUGGCGCUGCUGAGCUCCAAGGGGAUCAUCCAGAACGCCGUGGGCAGCGACAAGGCCGUGGCCAAGCUGUUCAACAGCAUCUCCAGGGACGUGGUGCUGGAGCCGGACAGCGCGCUCGACGCCGUGCAGAGGCAGGUGAACGGCUACUUCAGGCAGCCGUGGAACAUGUGGCGUGCCAACCUCAUCCACACCUACUUCAGGAGCCCGUGGGCGUUCCUCUCCCUCGCUGCCGCCGUCUUCCUCCUCGUCAUGACCAUCAUGCAGACCGUCUACACGGUGAUGCCGUACUAUCGGGACAGCAACAGUCCGCCGGCGGCUCCAUCUCCCAUGUGAUCCGUCCGCAACAACUUACCUGCCUGCGUGAACCCGAUUUCUAUUGCUUUCCGAGUCCUUGUUGCUGCUUCGUUACCAAGCUUUUGGGUUGUGUGCACUGUGCAAAAGCGCGGGGUGGCGUGUUUGUGCUGUGUUCGUCUUGAUUGAAUUUCCUUUUCAGUUUGGUGCUCCGACAGUGAACAUUUGCUUGUGCAGAUCUGGAGAUUUAUGGCAUACAGUGCACUACUACUCCUUCCAAGUUCCUAAAUAUAAGUAUUUUUAAUUUUUUUA